Messenger RNA from Xiphophorus hellerii (green swordtail), 2223 nucleotides. RefSeq names its product breast cancer metastasis-suppressor 1-like protein-A. The transcript is spliced from 11 exons. NCBI's taxonomy places the organism in Eukaryota, Metazoa, Chordata, Actinopteri, Cyprinodontiformes, Poeciliidae. The record is from RefSeq and is a predicted model, not a curated record. Bases 148 to 1122 code for a protein of 324 amino acids.
AUGAUCGUGUGUCCAGCUGGGAGAAUGCAGAAGAGCGAGGCUGGCUAACCGGCUAGCAGUCUGAGCCGCAUUUCCCCUCUUUCCUGGAGGGGGGCUAAGUGUGAAGCCUUUGCCGCGCCGUCAACCCCGGCUGUUCUGAUAGCUGCCAUGCCGGUCCACUCACGGGAGAAGAAAGAAAGCAACCACGAAGAAAUGGAGGUGGACUUUGCGGAGCAAGACGGCAGCAGCACAGACGAGGAGGACACGGUUAGCUCGACCGUGUCUGAAGAUGGAGACAGCUCUGAGAUGGAUGAUGAGGACUGUGAGAGGAGGAGGAUGGAGUGUCUGGAUGAGAUGACAACACUAGAAAAACAAUUCACCGACCUGAAGGAGCAGCUGUACAAGGAGCGCCUCAGCCAGGUGGAGAUAAAGCUUCAGGAGGUGAUGGCCGGCUGCGCCCAGGAGUACCUGGAGCCUUUGGCCAACCUGCAGGAGAACAUGCAGAUCCGGACCAAAGUAGCCGGGAUCUACAAAGACUUGUGCCUGGAGUCGGUGAAGAACAAAUACGAGUGCGAAAUCCAAGCUGCUUGCCAGCACUGGGAGAGUGAGAAGCUGCUGCUUUUUGACACCGUGCAGAGCGAGCUAGAAGAGAAGAUACGAAGACUGGAGGAGGACAGGCACAGUAUUGACAUUACCUCAGAGUUAUGGAAUGAUGGACUGCAGGCUCGGAAAAACAAGAAAAAAGAUCCCUUCUGUCCCGUCAAGAAGAAGAAGCCUGUUGUCGUUUCUGGGCCUUAUAUUGUUUACAUGCUGCAAGACCUGGAUAUUCUUGAAGACUGGACGGCCAUAAGAAAGGCGAUGGCGUCCUUGGCGCCGCACCGGGUGAAAGUGGAUGUCCCUGCAGUGAAACCGGACAGACAUCACCAUGUGGCGCGCUCCGAGGAAGGUCGGCUUUUCUACGACAACCAGUGGUACUGCAGGGGACAGACCAUCUGCAUCAACAGAAAAGACGAGUUUCCAACCAGCGCCAUCAUCACCACCAUCAACAACGAUGAGGUGUGGUUCAAGCGGCUUGAUGGCACCAAGUCCAAGCUGUACAUCUCCCAGCUGCAGAAAGGCAAAUACACCAUCAAGCACUCCUAGAGGAGUCUAAACGCUAACACACACCUACUGACGCUCUCCGUACGAGAGGAUCGUCCGUGUUCACGCACGAUUCGACACGCCGUUUUCACAAAGCGUCAUUUUUCCCUGGAGCGGAGAUCAAUGCGAAGUGCUGCUAAUGAGAAACAAGCGGGGGAGAGGGGGAGUUUUAGAAACUAACUGUGAAGCGCAAAGCUCAGUCGAGUGCCUUUCCGGGUCGGGACGCCGCCGCUGACGGCUGGUGGGAGGGAGGAAGGAGGUCUCGACCUUUCAGCGCAGCGAAGCCUUACUCAGUGCUGCUUUCGCCACCAGGAGGACUGAAGCGGGUCAGUGAGCGUGUGGAAGAAAAACCCUCUGAACUUGAAUUUCAUGCUCGUAGAGAAAUUUAGUUAGAAUCUUAUUUGGGCAACAAACAGUGUCAUAAUGUUGAAAUCAACUUAGGAACCUUUGUGUUUAAUGACCUCUUGAUGUUUUUAGUGGAACUUAAUACCAUUUUCUGUCCUCUAAGCACUACUACCCCUGUACAUAGUUGUGUUUUGUGGCUCUUCUUUUCGUCUUGUAAUGUUGCCAAAUGGCUAAUGCUAAUGGUACCUCCGCUUUGCGAUCAAAGAGGUGGAGUUAAAAAUUAGGUUGCGUUUCUGUGACCGGAUGUGUAAAGCUUAGUGCCAUUCUGCUUCACUUGCUUCGUUCUCUUUCCUGUUUUACGUCAUCGUCUUUGUUUAAACUAAAAAAAAUAAUCCAUAAAGCGCAUCUGGUCAGAGAAGGAAAAAAUACGGAGGAUUAAAAAAAAAGAAAAACGUAUGAUUCAUCCAUCCCUCCAGCCUUCCUGUGAACAUUUAUUUGUUUCUUCAGAGCUUUAUCUGACUUUGAUUUGUCUACAUCAAGUAUUACCUGCCAGCGGUAUUGAACUGAGAGGUAUUUGUGCAUAAAUCAUAAGAAAAGUUAUACAGGAAGCCUAAUGUGGCUUUUUCUGAUGAAAACUUUUGACACAAAAUCUUGUCAUUUUUACUGGGGUUUUUUUUUGUUUUUUGUUGUUUUUUUUUUUACUUAAUGCAUCAUGAUUUCUUGUACAUGAAACAAUCAAAAAUAAAAACCUAAAGUCAU